CCUCAAUCCUCAUUAUCUAGGCCUUGAAUAGUGCCAUCAAAAGCUUUCAAAGCACUCUUUUCCACAACCAAACAAAGGCCUCUUAUAAAAGCCUUUUUAACACCUCCAAACCCUGCAAAGUCAGCAACCAGGCCGCACCAUUUCUCCUCUCUGUACUCUCUCAAGCCCUCUGCUCUUGUUCUCACUGUCAGCCAUGUUUGGUUCCACAAUUGAGUUGAUCACUCUGGCUGCUUCCAAUUCUCUUGUUGUCUUCUGUUUCUGCAAUCUGAUCAUUGUCGUUUUGCUCGUCGGGUCGAAACCGGCACCGGGGUUUGGUCAGAACAGCCCCAGUCCCAGUCUCAGUCCUCCUCCAGCAGCUGCCCAGGGAACCAGAAAUGACAUUGAAAAUGAAAGAGCAAGCACUACAUGUUCAUUGGAGAACAACAACGUGUCGGCAGAAGAGAAGGCUGGUGGAGUUGAUGAUGAAGAAAAAGAGGAUGAAAAUGGAGAUGAUGGGGAGAAAGAGAGUGAAAAUGAAGAAGAUGACGAUGAGCUGAGGAGAAGAGUAGAGGAAUUCAUUGAUAAGAUCAAUAGAGGCUGGAAGGAAGAAAAGUUGAGCACAUCUGUGUUAGUCUAAAGAAGUCACGCUUUGCAGGAUCUUGUAAAUGAGGUUCUCUCUUGUUCCUAACCCUGAAAACUGGGCUUAAUUUCGACCAUCUUUCUGUAAAAAUAGGGAGUCUGAGGUCCAAAUAAUUAGGGGAAUCAAAAUCUUCAUUCUUUUCUAAGCUUCUUGUCCUCCACUUUUAUCUUCCAUGGAGAGUGAAGGGAUUUCUACCUUAGAACAUUGCUAAUUCAGGAAAUUUGAGUUACAGGCCUUCAGCCCUGUUAAGCUCUAACCUUUCUUGUUAAGUUCAUGAUGGUACUGCAAUUUGGUGGAUGGAGCAAGAGGUGGGAGAAGAAAUGAAAGUCUAAGCGUAUGUGUUUUGGGUCAUUUAUACAUAUGAUAUGAUUUAUUUUUUA
This is a messenger RNA of Diospyros lotus (date-plum), 999 nucleotides long. RefSeq lists its product as uncharacterized. The transcript has a single exon. NCBI's taxonomy places the organism in Eukaryota, Viridiplantae, Streptophyta, Magnoliopsida, Ericales, Ebenaceae. The coding region runs from base 194 to 616 and encodes 140 amino acids. The record is from RefSeq and is a predicted model, not a curated record.